AUGCUAAAAGAGGGCAGCACCCAUCUCAUCAUUUAUAUAGCCUAGAUGUAACACCUAGUGAGCACUUACAUUUUAAGGAUGGGUGGCUUGGUUGCAGUUUUUCUGACACAAAGCUUGACCUUUUUUUUUUUUUUGUUAUGUUUUAUGAUUUCUAUGUAUAAAUCUGUGGGAGGUCUAAUAAUGAGAACAGAGGCUUCAUCUAAUGCAGAGAAUGACACCAAUUCUGUUGAUUGUUGGCUUCGGGGUAUUCCUCAGCUACCUGCAUUUACACAGAAAGGGGAUUACAUAAUUGGGGGUGUAUUCCAAAUGCAUUACUACAUGAAAACAGUGAAGAAAAACUACCCCAGCCCUCCAGAGCCUCUCAAAUGCACAGGAAGCAUGGAAACCCGGGAACUGCGCUUCUCGCGUGCAAUGGCCUUUGCCAUCAACGAGAUCAACAACAGCUCAGAUCUUCUGCCGGGGGUCGCACUUGGUUACAAAAUACAUGAUUCUUGUGCCUCAACCCCCAUGGCCGUGCAGGUGGCGUUUCAGUUUACAAAUGCCCCACCUUUGUAUAAAAGCAGUAAAGUGUGUUCGCAAUCAGGAAGGGUGUUGGCAGUUAUUGGUGAUUCUGGAUCAACGUCAUCCAUCAGCAUAUCUCGAAUCCUUGGGCCCUUGGACAUUCCACAAGUUAGUCCCUUCGCUACCUGUGCGUGUUUGUCUGACAAGACGCAAUACCCAACCUUUUUUAGAACCAUCCCUAGUGACCAUUUCCAGGCUCUCGCUCUUGCCAAACUCGUGAAACGUUUUGGGUGGACUUGGAUUGGCACUGUUCAGUCUAACUCAGACUAUGGCAACAAUGGGAUGGCCUCCUUUUUACGAGCAGCGCAGAAGGAGGGUAUAUGUGUGGAAUACUCUGAAUCGUUUAAUAGAAAUGAUCUGCAAAGCAAGAUUCAACAGGUGGCUGAAGUGAUUCGCAGAUCUACAGCCAUGGUUGUCGUGGCAUUUACAGCUCCAGAAGACUUGCGGGUUCUGCUGGAAGAGCUGACGGUACAUCCCUCUCCUCCUCGCCAGUGGAUCGGCAGUGAAGCCUGGGUAACCCAUUCGGAGGUUCAGAGAUUUCACCUGCUUGCAGGAGCGAUUGGAUAUGCUAUUCCGAAAUCUAACAUACCAGGUUUUAGAGAAUUCCUUCUAGAUCUUUCACCUGCUAAGGUGGCUGCUUCACACGUGCUCACGGAGUUCUGGGAGGGUGCAUUCAACUGUCUGCUAGAAAAACGAGCUGGCUCAGUGGACAAAGUUUGUGAUGGAACUGAAGAUAUACAGAAGCUCCAAAAUCCAUACACUGACACCUCUCAGCUCAGAAUCACAAACAUGGUGUACAAAGCUGUUUACGCAAUAGCACACGCUAUACACUACUUGGUGUGUAAGAAGAUAAACUCCAAAAUACAUUGUGAUCAAUUCAUGAAAAUUGAGCCAAUUCAGGUCCUUGAUCAGUUGAAAAGGGUGAAUUUCUCUCGUAAUGGUUACCACGUCUCAUUUGAUGCCAAUGGUGACCCUGUGGCCUUCUAUGAGCUGAUUAACUGGCAGAUAAAUGAGAACGGUGGUCUGGAGUUUGUAACCGUGGGACAUUAUGAUGAGUCCCUUUCUCCUGGCCAGAAGUUCAAUAUCAAAAGUGAAAUCAGUUGGGCAGAUGGUGGCAUACAGGUGCCUGUGUCCGUAUGCAGUGACAGCUGUCCACCGGGAACACGCAAGGUUCUCCAGAAGGGGAAGCCGGUUUGCUGCUAUGACUGUGUACCAUGUGCUGAAGGAGAGAUAAGCAAUUCUACUGAUUCAUCUGACUGUUCCCCAUGUCCCAAUGAGUUCUGGCCCAAUGCAGAGAAGAACUUCUGUCGUCCCAAGCUUGUUGAGUUCCUUUCCUUUCACGAGAUCCUUGGAAUUAUUUUGUCAGCAUUCUCUAUAGCAGGAGCCUGUUUGACCAUCAUUACAGCCAUAGUGUUGUUCAAGCACAGAUUUACCCCUGUAGUUAAAGCUAACAACUCUGAGCUGAGCUUCCUGCUGCUAUUCUCCUUGACUCUGUGUUUCCUGUGUUCUCUGACCUUCAUCGGCCGUCCCUCAGACUGGUCCUGUAUGCUUCGCCACACAGCUUUUGGGAUCACCUUCGUCCUCUGUAUCUCUUGUGUUCUGGGGAAAACGAUCGUGGUGUUGAUGGCAUUUAAAGCUACAAUCCCAGGUAGCAAUGUAGCAAAAUGGUUUGGCUUAACACAGCAGAGAAUGACUGUAGUAUCUUUUACAUUUGUUCAAGUUCUGAUAUGCAUUGUUUGGCUUGUCCUGAAGCCUCCUUACUCUAAUAGAAAUCUGACCAUCUACAAGGAGAUAAUAAUUCUAGAAUGUGCAUUAGUCAGCAAUAGGUUUCUGGGCUGUGCUUGGGGGGAUCUGAGGGAAUGCAUAAAGGAGACCCCUCAGCCAGAUGUUGGCGAGAGUGUCUAUCCCAAGCGUAGCACUGGUCUCUGCCAAGAAGAGCCAUGGGGGAUGAGGGUGGCUAUCUCCUAUGACAAACGCAAGGCCCUGACGAGGUCUGCGACCGAGGUCACCCUGACCCCUGUUGGUGCUGGUGGCCGACGGCGGAACUGCAACCUUCAUAGGCACCUGCUCAAGCCACACCUGACGUCGUGUCACUACAAGGAUGGACAUCAAGCGGCCAAGCUCCCCAGACAUCAGACCAAAGGCCUGAAGUGCCGCAUCGUUUGUGUCCCCAAGCUCUCUCCCUUCAUGCUCUGGCUGCAACAUUUGAGACUGAGCAAGGAUGAUCACAGAGAGGGAGUUCCCAAUACCGCGGAGCUCAGGCCAUGGAGCUCAGGCCGUGGAGCUCAGGCCGCGGAGCUCAGGCUGCAGAGCAAUGGCUGCAGAGCACCGGCUGCGGAGCCCCUGCGGCGGAGCUGGAUCCACCCGGUGGUGGAUAAAAAUGGACUUCACUCGAUUGAGUAG
Messenger RNA from Gadus morhua (Atlantic cod), 2964 nucleotides. Its product is annotated as extracellular calcium-sensing receptor-like. Gene Ontology annotation, cellular component: plasma membrane. The record is from RefSeq and is a predicted model, not a curated record. Gene Ontology annotation, biological process: G protein-coupled receptor signaling pathway. Gene Ontology annotation, molecular function: G protein-coupled receptor activity. Lineage: Eukaryota; Metazoa; Chordata; Actinopteri; Gadiformes; Gadidae.